AUGUCUGAUCCUUCUUCAACCUCUAAACAAAUGCUCACUACUCUCAGCGAAAUUGAACCUAUUGCUUUUUACUCUCCUUCAGCAGUAGAGUCCAGAUCUAGAGCUCCUUCAAGUUCUCAGAAAGACACUCCUGACAACCCCUUAUAUUCCAUAGAUCUGAAUAGCACUAGUAAACCUACUGGACCUGCAAGUGAAGAACUGGUUAUCGAAAGACUUGCAAUGAUGAGAGAAGAAGCUAGGACUGAGCAAAAUGAGGCUUUACAAGGUGAAGAGGUAAGAGUCACUCAACCCAUUUUUGAUAAAACUCCAAAUUUUGGGAGAUAUCCUUCUUCUGACUCCUCAGAUUCUGAAAGUGAUGAGGAACCCAUUAAAUGGAAGGUUGAAAGAAGGGAGGUUGGAGUGUCUAGAAAGGGAAAAGAAAAGGUAGUGGAAGAGGCUCCUAGAAGAAGACCUACUACUAGGUCUGAUGCUAGGAAGUUGAUGGCUGAUGCCUUAAAGGCUAGUGCAAGAUCUACGGCUGAAAUUAGGAGUGCCAGAACUUUUAAAGUCUCAAACUUUAGAAUGCCUGAAUCUGGUGUCGUUGAGGUGUCUGCUGAAGAAAUGGAAAAGAAAAAUGAGAAGAAAAAGUCUGGAAAAACAAAGUCAAAGGAUCCAAAGAAAGUUGAGAAAAAAAAACCCAAUAAGAAGAGUUCUGCAGGAAAACGAAAGAGAUCACAGGUACCUGGUACCCAACAGAGGAGUGAAGAGGAGGUCAACAUGGAGGAAAUUGUUGACAACUUGAGAAAGCAGGCUGUGUUGGCUGGAAGAGUCUUUGACAUGGGAAUCAUCAAUUUUCCCGGCAUGGACUCUCUUCAUGACAUGGUGGAAAUUCAAUCAUGGAUGCAUCUAUUCAACAAGAAAUCUCCUAUUCUCUAA
Molecule: messenger RNA, 915 nt
Organism: Solanum pennellii
Lineage: Eukaryota; Viridiplantae; Streptophyta; Magnoliopsida; Solanales; Solanaceae
Exons: 2
Coding region: 1-915 (304 amino acids)
Source: RefSeq, a predicted model, not a curated record